CUAUAAAGUCCAUUUUCAUUCAUACCCAAGAGUAAUUGGGCUUCUCAAAUCUCAAUGCAGAUUGGUUCAGAAAAUCAAACCUAAACUGAGAUGAGGUAACCCGGCCCGCUUCGCCAUGAUAGUUCUCCUCGGAGAGUCGGAGCAAAAUCGUAUCUACUACAGCGGUAGAGUCGGCAAUGGAGACCAUCCAACGACUCACGCACCGUGUUCUUCCCAUUCCCUUUACCAGAAAAUGCCUCAAACCCUAUUCGAAAGCCCCAUUCCACACUCGCCCAAUCUUAGGCUUGCAACGUACCACGAAACCCAUAUUCCGACCCGAUAAUUCUCACAUUGAAUCAGUUUCGAUCUCCAAUUUGUCAUUUGUAAGAAGCCGCCGCUCUUCUCCUGCAACUGCAAGAGCGGGUUGGUUUCUGGGCAUGGGAGAGAAGAAACAGACAUUGCCAGACAUCGUCAAAGCUGGCGACCCGGUUCUCCACGAGCCAGCUCGGGAAGUCGCACCGGAUGAAGUCGGGUCGGAGCGGAUUCAGAAGAUCAUAGACGACAUGGUAAAGGUUAUGCGAAAAGCUCCAGGAGUUGGCCUUGCUGCUCCUCAAAUUGGAAUUCCCUUGAAGAUAAUUGUGCUCGAGGAUACAAAAGAGUAUAUAAGUUAUGCUUCACCGAAAGAGAUUAAAGUACAGGAUAGGCGACCUUUUGAUCUUCUGGUGAUUAUAAAUCCAAAACUUAAAAAGAAAGGUGACAAAUCCGCCCUGUUUUUUGAAGGGUGUUUAAGUGUUGAUGGGUUUAGAGCAGUGGUGGAAAGACACUUGGAGGUUGAGGUCACGGGUUUGGAUCAAAGUGGGCAACCAAUCAAAGUGGAUGCUUCAGGUUGGCAGGCCAGGAUAUUACAGCACGAGUGUGACCACUUAGAGGGCACCCUCUAUGUUGACAAGAUGGUUCCAAGAACAUUCAGAACUGUAGAUAACUUGGAUUUGCCCCUCGCCGCAGGAUGUCCUAAACUAGGCUCCAGAUAGCUCCUUCUUCUUCCCUGAAACCCUGAUUUCAUUCUUCACCAUCCCUCUCCAUUGCUUGUCUGUUGUUUCAAGAUGGGAUAGGACAAACUUUUUUUAUGUUUCUCUUUUUAAGAUCAUAUUUUAGUUUUGUGUCUAUAUUUUUUGGUAUGAUGAGAGAAACUUCAUAACGCUUUUGGGUAGAUAAAUUCUAUCUUGUAAUCUUAACCAGAAAGGAUGAGUAAAUCAGCUUAGAUUACCCUAACUGAUCAAGAAUUC
Messenger RNA from Ipomoea nil (Japanese morning glory), 1265 nucleotides. Its product is annotated as peptide deformylase 1A, chloroplastic. Gene Ontology annotation, molecular function: peptide deformylase activity. The record is from RefSeq and is a predicted model, not a curated record. NCBI's taxonomy places the organism in Eukaryota, Viridiplantae, Streptophyta, Magnoliopsida, Solanales, Convolvulaceae. Gene Ontology annotation, cellular component: mitochondrion; chloroplast. Bases 177 to 1010 code for a protein of 277 amino acids. Gene Ontology annotation, biological process: peptidyl-methionine modification; N-terminal protein amino acid modification. The transcript is spliced from 4 exons.